CUCAUGUGUCUUCAUCUUGCUUAGCCGGUUCUAAUGGACUCGCUUUUAGCUACACGUCUCUGGUCACUUUCUCCAUUUUAGUUUUUUUCUCGUUUCCCACCAAAACUUCCUACUUCCUAGUCAAUCAACGCCAACAGCAUCUUCCAAGAACCGAGGAAAUAGGAGAACAAAUAGGAAUCAAUUUAUUUUACAGCUCGAAGAAUAAUUCAAGAAGUUAGAGCCCGUUCGUGUUUUUUGAGAAAAGCCUCCGUUUUCAUUGGAGGCUUUUCCUAGAGUUCUAAGAUCCAAAAUAGAGAAAGCCCCAUUCCGAUUUCGGCUGUUAUUAAGUCAUUUCUGGUCUGCUUUCUAAAGAUUAAGGGUGUUUCUCAUCUGGGCCGUGUUUGAUUUGCCAGAUUUUGAUUUGGGGGUGUAGAUUUGAAUAGAAGAUUAGGGGUGUUUCUCAUCUGGACCGUGCUUGAUUUGCGAGAUUUUUAUCUGGGGGGUAGAUUUGAAUAAAAGAUCUGAACUUUUUUGUUUUUAUUCAAUUGAUAGCCUUCUGAUUCUUUGAUUUUGUCAGAAGAAUUUGGCUUUUAUUUGGUGGAUCCCCCUGUUGUGAUCUAUGGCGGGUUUGUGUUUGCUCUAGAGGUGUUUGAUCGUUGUCCUUUACUUGAUGUAUCUGAUUUUUACCAAAAAGGAUCGGCUUGUGGACAUAGAGUUUGUUCUCAGGCCAUUGGCUCUGCCUUCUGGGCAGAAAGUUAUAUUUUUCUCUACUACCCAAAGGGAUAGAUGGGAUAAGGCAUUUUUCAUAUUGCAGAGUGGAUAGUCAAACAUUUGUCGAUUUUUUCGAAAACGGCGCCAGCAAAAGAAAAUCAAAAAUAGAUUUUUGGUAAGUAAACUUGAAGGCUUUUGAAGGAUUUCGGAAAAUGGGUUCUUCACAAGGAUCUACGCUGUCAUCAAAUGUGUCUGGAUUUGCGAAUAAAUCUUCUGCCCAUACAGAGAUUGAAUUUGUCGAAAGCAAAGUUCCUGUCUUUGUGAAGGAGCUUAUUGCUGGCGGUGCUGCUGGUGGUUUUGCUAAAACUGCGGUUGCUCCUUUGGAACGAAUUAAAAUACUUCUGCAGACUAGAACACAAGGCUUUCAUUCUCUAGGAAUUUAUCACUCCCUGAAAAAGCUACUAAAGCAUGAAGGAACUGGACCUAUUGUGGAUCUUUUAGCUGGUUCAGCUGCUGGAGGCACCGCAGUUUUAUGCACUUAUCCACUAGAUUUAGCUCGUACUAAGCUCGCUUACCAGAUUGUCGACACAAGGAGAACUUUGCAGCAUGGGACGAGACAGUUGAAUGCAAAUCCUGCUUACAGCGGAAUUAGAAAUGUGAUUGAGAGAGUCUACAAGGAAGGGGGUGUACGGGGGCUAUAUAGAGGCAUCGGUCCAACACUUAUUGGUAUUCUUCCGUAUGCUGGCUUGAAAUUUUACGUUUAUGAGGAACUCAAAAGGCAUGUUCCUGAAGAGCACCAAAAGUCCAUCUUAAUGCGAUUAUCUUGUGGAGCUUUGGCCGGUUUAUUUGGGCAGACGUUCACAUAUCCACUAGAUGUUGUCAGGAGGCAAAUGCAGGUUGAGCAUUUGCAACCCUCAUCACAAGGUGGUGGUGUGUACAAGAGCACCUUGGAAGGUCUCUCGUACAUUGUUCAUAAUCAAGGUUGGAAGCAAUUGUUUGCCGGUUUAAGUAUCAAUUAUAUCAAGAUUGUACCCUCUGUUGCAAUUGGUUUUACAGCAUACGACAUGAUGAAAGCAUGGCUUCAGAUACCUCCUAGGCAACAAUCAAAAACAAUAUCUGCAGCAUAAGUUUUUGCUUCGUUUAUUACUGUAAUUCAACUGUCUGGAUCUGGACAUGAUUCUAUUUACAUCGAUUUACUUGCAUACUAUCUGGCUGAACCAGUGUUGAGCAUUAGUUUUUUUUUUCUUUUUUUUUUUGU
Messenger RNA from Striga asiatica, 1948 nucleotides. NCBI's taxonomy places the organism in Eukaryota, Viridiplantae, Streptophyta, Magnoliopsida, Lamiales, Orobanchaceae. The record is from the annotation of a GenBank genome assembly.